AUGCGUUUUUUCAGCUCCAAACACAAGCAUCCCAAAAGGGAUCGCACCAUCCCUCCAUCCAAGCCAGCCUUUAACUCCCAGUUGGCCAAAAGGCAGUCCUCCGCGAUCGGCGAGCAAAAGGUACGCCCCCAGGCCUGGGUCGAUACACCUCAGAUUGUGUACUCGGCAUGGAACCAGGCUGCAGGUGAUAUCGACCAGCCGCUCGGAACUCUGCCUUCCAACUUCUCUGUUGCUCUUGUCGGCGGCGGUAUCACAAACGUUGUUCUGGCUUUUAACCUGGUCAAGGCCGGUGCUGAUGUCACGCUGAUCGAAGCCACAGAUGAUGUUGGCGGCCGUCUCCGAACCAUCCAGACCCCUGACGGUGUCAACGUUGCUGAGAUGGGAGCGAUGCGUUUCCCUCCUUCUGAAGACCUUCUCUAUUAUUACGCGAAUGAGUUCAACUACACAUUCAUUCGGAAUUUCCCUGAUCCUGGAAAGGUUCCAACUAUUGUCUUUUACCAAGAAACUCCUACCUCUUGGAUCAGUUCGAACGUCACCGUCCAGGGCUUCGAGACAGUCAGUAACGGUUGGGGCUCGCUGAUCUCCGGGGGCUUGACUGGUGGCUCUCAGUCUCUUACUGCGGCCACGCAACUCACCAAGUGGCUCAGUUCUUCUAACACCGAGACACGCAAUCAAGUUAUCCCAGAAUGGCAGAAGUACCUGGAUGAGUUUGGCAACGACAGUUUCUACACUGCACUCCAUCGCAUCUUCGGAGAGAAGCACGAGUGGGACGUCCCAGGAGGCCAGGUCUGGACUGAAGAUGACUUUGAGCGUUUUGGUACGCUCGGCGUUGGCUCUGGUGGAUUUGGUGCCGUCUACUCUUCUGGCUUCAACUCGAUCUUCCGUCUCAUCGUCAAUGGCCUCGAGUCAGACCAGGCCAUCUUUGCUAAGAUGACUGAUGAUGGCCUCCAAGCGACCGGAAUCCGUGAGUUGGCCAGCGCCAUAUGGCAAAAGGCUACGGACCUCGGCCUCAAGACCAAAUUUGACACUGUUGCCAAGAUCACCAGUGGCGGCGGUGGUGCCUUCGAUUAUGUUGUUAUCCAAGAGACUCCUGCAUUUGAUGACGGCAAUUCCGCAUCUGACCAGGUCGAGUACGAUCUUGCUAUUGUUGGUACAUCAAGCCGAGCCAUGAACUUCGCCUUGGCAGAUGUCUCGGACACCACCAAUGAGCCCAUCAUGUCAUCUGCAGUUAACCGAGGUAUCACUGACCUCCACAUGACUGCCUCCUCCAAACUUUUUAUCCGCACCAAGAAGUUCUGGAGCGAUCAGCCAGCCGACUUUCCUCGCGUCAUUCUGUCUGACACAGACCUUCCCCAGGCUUACACGCUCGAUUACGGACAUCCAGACUAUGGUAUGGUCCUUCUCACCUAUGCUUGGGAGGAUCUUUCGCAGACAAUCUUGGCCAUCCAGGAUCCUCAGAAGUUGCUCUCUAUCCUUAAAGAGCAGAUUACCAGGAUUAUGCGUCAUAGCAGCUAUCCCGACUACGCUGACUUCCUUGACCCCGUCACCGACGAUGACGUGUACCUAGUCCACUGGCCUCUCGAUCAGUACUCUUAUGGCGCUUUCUCCCUCGGUCUUCCAGGACAAGACAAGCUCAUCUCUUCCAUGUUCUAUGACUACCAGAAGCUCAAUGAUACGUCAAGCUCUAGAGUCUUGAUCAAUAGUGACUGUACGUCAUUCCUUGGCGGAUGGGUCGACGGUGGACUGCAGCCAGCACAUAACUCUAUGGCUGCAAUCUUUGAGCGUUUCGGCUCUUUGAAUCCUGUUGCAGCCGACUUUGCCCCUUCUGCGCUUUUGGGGGCCAGCCCUUACCAGUACUGA
This is a messenger RNA of Fusarium sp. VM40, 1860 nucleotides long. The record is from the annotation of a GenBank genome assembly. NCBI's taxonomy places the organism in Eukaryota, Fungi, Ascomycota, Sordariomycetes, Hypocreales, Nectriaceae.